UUCUAUUCUCAUAUUACAUUAUAGUAUCCUUUCUCUCUUAAAAUGUCUCUCUGCGGAAAAUUCCGGAAGUUGCUAAGAAAAUUGCCGCGUUUCAAUAGCUUCGUACAAAAGACUAUAUCCAUUACUUGCACAAUAACUGUACAUAUUAUUCACUACUGCAUCAUGGAACCGUACAGCACUACAUCUUACUGGAACCAACGGUACAACCAAAACGUUGGAACCUAUGAAUGGUACACUGACUGGUUAUCAUUAAAGUCACAUUUACCAUAUGAACUGAACAAGGAUGCUCAUGUUCUCCAUAUAGGUUGCGGGACAUCUAAACUUGCCCAUGAUCUCUACGAAGAUGGCAUUCGUAAUGUUAAGAAUAUCGAUAUUUCACCGGUUUGCAUCGGUGAGAUGAAGAAGAUGUUUCCCCAUUUAGAUUACGAUGUUAUGGACGUAUUGGAAAUAGGUUCCCACUACAGUGGUGACACUUUUGAUGUUAUCAUAGACAAAGGAUGCCUUGAUACAUUAUUGUGUUACGAAAACUUUGAAGAAAUAGUGCCUAAUGUACUGAAAUAUAUACAUGGUCUUUUGAGAGAAUCUGGCUUUUUACUACUCGUGUCAUUAGGUUGUCCGGAGAACCGCAUGAUGUACCUUGAGCCAUCUCAAUUGUGGGAUGUUUCUGUCAUCAAGGUUCCGAAGAAUACUAUCGAGUUCCUUAAAGAUGCACAUGCUACCGGGAAUAACAUUGGACCACCUAACGGUCUAGAGUGUCAUUCUUCGUCUGGAUCAAUGAAUGGCUCUUCAGUGAUCUAUUCCAGAGAUGAAUGGCUGUAUUACUAUAUUUAUAUAUGUCACAAGCGCAUUUGAUUAUAGGUGUCAUGCCUGGUUCACUGUAUC
Babesia bovis T2Bo is the source of this 882-nucleotide messenger RNA. RefSeq names its product Methyltransferase domain family protein. Bases 43 to 852 code for a protein of 269 amino acids. The record is from RefSeq and is a predicted model, not a curated record. NCBI's taxonomy places the organism in Eukaryota, Apicomplexa, Aconoidasida, Piroplasmida, Babesiidae. The transcript is spliced from 9 exons.